This is a messenger RNA of Funneliformis caledonium, 564 nucleotides long. The record is from the annotation of a GenBank genome assembly. NCBI's taxonomy places the organism in Eukaryota, Fungi, Glomeromycota, Glomeromycetes, Glomerales, Glomeraceae.
AUGAAGUCAUAUCUUUCCACCGCUACGGAAACCACACCUAUCCUAAAUAAUAGGAAUGUCUUUAAUGCUCGUAGAAAAACCGAAAGGAGAAUUGCGAUAUGUGGAAUGUUCAUUUUUGUCAUCUUGGCCAUGUUUACGUUGAUAUCUUUGUUUUACAUUAAUAAAAAAAUCGACGAUAACCCCGAUAACCAACCACCACCACCAGGAGGAGGCGAUGAUGAUGAUUACGAAAAGAGACGACCAACUUUAUAUAUUUUAUUGUUCUCCGUUUACGCAAUACAUCCCUUUUUCAUAUUGAUUCCCACUUCUUGGUAUUUGUCUUCUAUAACACAUUCUUUGGUGUGGAGGGAAGCGACCAUUUGGACCAUAUUAUUCUUCUUCAUGGCUUAUACACAAUUCAUCAAUAGUCAAUUGUUGUAUUUUGUGACGUGGAAAAUUAGGGAAAUGGUUUGCACGUUAUUGAUGGCGAUAUUGUAUCUGAUAUAUGCUGCCAGAUUGGGUUGGAUGUAUUUACGAAGAGGUGGUAACAUUGAGGAUGAAGUCAGACCAACAAUUCAUGCCUAA